This is a messenger RNA of Lodderomyces oxycetoniae, 1953 nucleotides long. It is a transcript of the gene MEA1, whose product is annotated as Mea1p. NCBI's taxonomy places the organism in Eukaryota, Fungi, Ascomycota, Pichiomycetes, Serinales, Debaryomycetaceae. Gene Ontology annotation, biological process: cellular bud site selection; actin cortical patch localization. The transcript has a single exon. Bases 1 to 1953 code for a protein of 650 amino acids. Gene Ontology annotation, cellular component: cellular bud neck; plasma membrane. The record is from RefSeq and is a predicted model, not a curated record.
AUGGAGAACUUGAGUUAUAUAGUGACGGCGGAAUUUCAUAUAGACAAGGGUCCAUUAUUGGUUUACCAGUACCCGAAUGAGAUUCCUGGUUUGAAAAAUCUCUAUUUUCUUCCCGAGUUGAUGUUGCCCGACCAAAUUCAUAAGCGAAGUGAGGAUUAUACGUUGUUUUUGCUAUAUCGGAACAAGGAUGGGGAGUUUCAGUACAAGUUUGACAAGGAUACUUGUCAAAGCGAGCCAUACUUUUUGUAUACCAUUGUUUCCAAUUUGCAAAAAGAUGAGUUUAAAAGAGGAGCCCAGAUUAAGAGUGUUUCUAUAAUUACUAAACUACCGUUUUUCAAGAGCUUUAAGCCUUUGCUUUUGAUUUGCUUGGACUUGUAUUUUGAGAAUAACGAUUUCGAGAUAAUCAAAGAGUUGUAUCAUGAUAUCAAUGAAAAGGAUUUCCAAAUAAGCCAUCAAGUCACUAGUGGUGGUGGUGGUGAUGGUGGUGGUGGUGGUUCACCUGAUAAUGAAAUUAACAUUGUCAAAAAGAUUUUGCUCACUAGUAUUUUGGACUUACCUAUACAUGAUAAGAUAUACCAUGAUGAAAGUUUCCGAAAUAAAAUAUUGGGGAUCGGUAAGAAUCAAAGCUUGAAUAAAGAUUUAUUUCUUAGAAAAGAUUUGAGUUUUAACUCAAUAAUAAAUUUCAAUUCUAUGAAGAUUCCAAUACGGGUUCCAUUAUUGAACUUGCCGGACACUAUUGGCGAUUAUUUCAACCCAACAGAUUUAAACUUUAAGCCGAAUUUGAUCAAUAUUAUGAAUUGCAAAUUGACAGGCACUGUGUUGAAUAACGAGUUGACCAUUUACGGAUUGCAAACGCCGCCUAUAAUUAUAUUAAUCAAUGCUAUACUAACGGGGAAAAAGAUUCUAUUGUUAAGUUAUGAAAAUAGCGCUGGAUAUAUAAUUGAUCACCUUUUAUUGAUUUUGAAGAUAGUAACAGGCGGAGGGAUUUUAAGUGGGAUUCUUACAAACUAUAAUAUUUUCCCCAUAAUCGAUGUUUCCAAAAUCGACUUGCUUGAGAAAUGUGACAGUUUUAUUGCUGGUACAAUAAAUCCAUUUUUCAAGAAUAACAAUAAAUUGUGGGAAUUGCUAUAUGACUUGGACUCAAACGAAUUGAUAAUUAGCCCAAACAUCGAUACUGGUUCUGGAGUGGGGGAUAUUGAGUUUAAAAACUCGAUUAUUACCGAAGAUGCCAGAUUCUUGUCCAACUUACAGUUGUCCCUUUUUACCUAUAACGAUGAUUUAACAACAAUUCAAUUAAUCUUUAGAAGGCACAUUAAUGAAAUUAUACGAAUCUUGUUAAGUUCAAAGAAUUUUAAUAAUAGUUUGUCACCAAAUAAAAACGAUUUGAUAUUGUUGCUUGAUGGUAUAGGAUAUUUCUGGACCAGUGAUACCACUAAACUACUUGAAAUAUCGUGUUACCAGUUGAUUUCCAAAAAAUUCCAAGACUUGUUGUAUGAAGAGAAAUUAGUUUAUAAUCUUUUUUUACCGAAUUUAUCAAAUGAACUAAACUUGAUGAUUGAUCUUCAUUAUCACUUGCAAAGUUUAAGCAAUGUUUCAAUUAUUGGCAACAAUAAGAUCAAUGAACGAGAGAUUUGGUUCAAUAUGUUGAAAUUCCUUAUCAGUGGUAAAUCUUUGGAGAUUUUCUUACUAGUGACUUAUUUGAUACCACCAAGUAGCUCAACAAGUUUGCAAAGCUCUUCGGCACAUGGGGGCAACUUGACAAUAUUUGAUAAGAACAAAGGAAUUGAGCUUUUAUUGAUAAAUUUAUUCAAUCACGAUGAUCAAAUCAAGUCUAAUGUAAUUAUGAUUUUACAGGAAUUACAGGACAAUUUCUUGUGUGGAUGGUGUCUUGACAAAUUUAUAUCCUCCAACCUUGUUUAUGAGAUUGCUUUCGAUGAUUUGGUCAAUGGGUAA